GUUCUAAAUUUAGGAGGUUAAUAAAGUAAUAGUGCAACCGAACCCUAAGAAGUUUUAGUCCCUGCCUUUUUAAAACCCUUGUUCCCCUCCGCCACCCUUCCUUCUUCUCAAGACCGUUUCUUCUCACGAAUCCUCCAGAUUUAAGACAGUCUUCCUGAGUUAUUAGAGGUUUAUCCUAACAAAUCUGUGAAGGGUUGAGAAAAAAUAAACAACUAUUUUUAAUGGCAUCUAGAGUUUCAUUAAAGACUAAAGGUAAAGGAGGGAAGGGGUCUAAGGGCUCGGAUGAGAAAUCAACUACGCAGUGCUUGAAAGAGUGGAGCACAUGGGCUAUGAAGAAAGCCAAAGUGGUAACGCACUAUGGCUUCAUUCCUCUGGUGAUCAUUAUCGGCAUGAACUCUGAACCCAAGCCCCAACUUUAUCAAUUGCUAAGCCCUGUCUGAUUCAGUUGCUUAUUUCUUAACCACCCAGAUCUUGGUUUAACUAUGUAAUUUGUUUGUUGCCUAUCUGUCGAAACUACAUGGUAUUAUGUUAGGCAUAUGCUUUAUAUGAUGUUGACUGUUCUAUUCUAUGUGCUUGAGAAUACAUUUUAUGUAAUUCGAAUCUUAUUUGAGUUUCUCAAUAUUUUCUUUUACUCA
This is a messenger RNA of Gossypium raimondii (Peruvian cotton), 635 nucleotides long. RefSeq names its product mitochondrial import receptor subunit TOM7-1. The record is from RefSeq and is a predicted model, not a curated record. Lineage: Eukaryota; Viridiplantae; Streptophyta; Magnoliopsida; Malvales; Malvaceae. The coding region runs from base 222 to 440 and encodes 72 amino acids. The transcript has 2 exons. Gene Ontology annotation, biological process: protein import into mitochondrial matrix. Gene Ontology annotation, cellular component: mitochondrial outer membrane translocase complex.